Messenger RNA from Strongylus vulgaris, 1008 nucleotides. The record is from the annotation of a GenBank genome assembly. NCBI's taxonomy places the organism in Eukaryota, Metazoa, Nematoda, Chromadorea, Rhabditida, Strongylidae.
AUGCUUAUGGACUUCUGCAAGCGUUCUGGUCUAGCUCCGGCUUUCCGAGUAUUUUUUGUCGAAAGUGUGUGCGACGAUGCUGAAAUAAUUGACUCCAACAUUACUGAGGUGAAGAUCAAUUCACCCGACUACAAAGGCAUUAUGACCCAAGAGGAGGCUAAGGAAGAUUUUAUGAAAAGAAUAGAAAACUACAAGUUGCAGUAUGAACCAUUAGAUGAAGAAAUCGACGAUGAUCUUUCGUUCAUUAAGGUAAUUAAUGCUGGAAAGUCGUUCUUUGUCCAUAAUGUGAAUGGCCACAUUCAAAGCAGAGUAGUCUACUUCUUGAUGAAUAUCCAUUUAUUACCAAGAAGCAUCUAUUUGACGAGGCACGGUGAAAGCGAGUAUAAUCAAAUUGGAAGAUUGGGUGGUGAUAGCCCACUUAGUCAAAAUGGCCUCAAUUACGCCGAUAAGUUGAGGGAGUACUUCCAGGUAGAAGGACUGAAGGAUCUGAGAGUUUGGUCAUCGCAAAAGAUUCGUGCUGCUCAAACUGCGUCAAAUAUGCGAGGUCUCGCCUCGAACGUGGAAUACUGGAAAGUUCUUGAUGAAAUUGAUGCGGGCAUCUGCGAAGGUCUCACGUAUGAAGAUUUCGAAGCUCGAUACCCCAAACAAUUCGCAGAAAGGGAUAAAGAUAAAUAUCACUACAGAUAUCCUAGCGGCGAGAGCUAUGAAGACCUGGUUGCUCGUCUUGAGCCGGUAAUUAUGGAGCUUGAACGUCAGUCGGAUGUGUUAGUUAUCUCUCAUCAGGCUGUCCUGCGUUGUGUUCUGGCAUAUUUUACCAACAAAAAUCGCGAAGAACUACCAUAUCUGAAGGUUCCUUUGCACACCGUUAUCAAGCUUACUCCAAAGGCCUACUCCUGUGAAGUUGAAAUGUAUAAGUUUGACGUCAAAGCGGUAAAUACAUACCGUGAAAAACCAGGAGAACCGUGGGAGGAUGCCGAUGGAGUUGGCUAUUGUCACUCACCAUGGUAG